Coccinella septempunctata (seven-spotted ladybird) is the source of this 1458-nucleotide messenger RNA. Its product is annotated as glutathione S-transferase D1-like. Gene Ontology annotation, molecular function: glutathione transferase activity. The coding region runs from base 1 to 849 and encodes 282 amino acids. NCBI's taxonomy places the organism in Eukaryota, Metazoa, Arthropoda, Insecta, Coleoptera, Coccinellidae. The record is from RefSeq and is a predicted model, not a curated record. Gene Ontology annotation, biological process: glutathione metabolic process. The transcript is spliced from 7 exons.
AUGGAACAACUAAUUCCUUCGGCUGUUCUUCUUAUUGAAACUAACCUCAUCAGGAAUACCCAUACAGUUGAAAUACACGUUCCUGGAAGUGUAUUCUUUUUAUAUUUCGCUAAGCUGGGUAAUUGUUUGGAAAACGAAGGCGUUGUGCCUCUCAAUAAUAAGAUCUUCGAUCCCAAUAUGACCAACCAUACCAUAACAUAUUAUCAUUUUCCUCUCAGUCCACCUUCUAGGGCGGCACUGCUCUUGGUUCGUGCUUUGGGCAUAAAACACGAUUUAAAAAUAGUCAAUAUAACUAAUGGCGAACAGAACACCCCAGAAUUUUUGAAGAUCAAUCCAUUUCAUACAGUACCAGCUAUUGAUGAUAAUGGGUUUUAUGUUUAUGAUAGCUCCAUAAUUAUGAAAUACUUGUCCAAGAAGUAUGCAAAAGACGAUAGUCUGUUUCCAAAUGAUACAAAAAAAUGUACUAUAGUAGAGGAAAGGCUCUAUUUUGCUUCGAAUUAUUUGUUUCAAUCUUUUAGGGAUUAUAUAAUUCCUGUGAUGUUCGGAAAUGAACAACCUAGUACAGAAAAAGCGAAGGCUUUCGAUCAAAAUUUGCGUCAACUUAAUGAUUUCCUCGAAAAUGAGAAAUGGGUUGCUGGAACAAACAUAACUGUUGCUGAUUUCUCCAUCAUAACAAUUGUAUCAACAGCUGAGGCAAUUAUGUUCGACGUUAAUAAAUACGCGAAUGUAUCUGCGUGGUAUAAAAGAUCGAAGGAAGCUAUGGCAUCUUUUGGAUAUGAGGAGAUCAAUCAGAGUGGCGCUGAACAAUUUGGAAAUGUUUUCAAAACGAAAUUGAAGCAAUUCGUUUGAAAAUAUUAUGUCCAAAUGGAAUUAACGUGAUAAAUCAAAUCAAUUUUAGUUCCUCCUACUGCGACUCUGACUAACCCAAACUCACGAACGCAUUUGCUUUUCAUUUUGGGAGUAAUUAAACUUUCUGUAUGCACAUUUAAUCAAAAUUCAUAGGCAGAUGAGAAAAAGUGCUGAAGCUGUACCUACUUGCAAGGUGCUGUAUUUUUAUAGGAAAUGCUCUAGCUAUCCAUUCAUAGACAAAAAGAUAUAUAUCAAACUGAAACAUAGAAUAUUUCAUAUUUGUUUAGAAUAAUUUCUUCCCGAAUCUACUCGCAUGUAGUGUUUUUUUAGAAUUUUUUGUUUUCUCAUUUUGAUGAAAAUGUUCACGCCUUAUAAUCCUCGUUAAUUAGUAAUAAUAGAAAUGAAAAUAUACUGCUGCUCACAUGUUGAUAAAUAAUACAAUACUUUGUAGAUAUAGAUACUACCUAAAUGUUUAAACAACAGACUUCAAAAAAUGACACGUUGUUUUUGUACUAAUGAUAAUCCCACUCAUCAUAAAGCAACAAAAAUUUAUAAUCUCAGAUACCAAAAAUCCCCUUAUUCCAAUUUUGAGUAGAAUGUAGUCAAGAC